GUCUAUUUAACAGCCAAAAAGGAAAAAAAAACGAGGCUCCGUUCGACAGGAAGAAGGAGUCACAAGCAGACCAUCAAUCUAGAUGCAGUGUUCAUUAGAAGAAAGGACGAAAGACGAAUACAAACGAGGUGAAAAAUGAGUAACAGGAUGGAAGUUGUACAACUAAUUGAUAAAUUCAAGUCCAAUAAUAAUGAUGCGAAUUCUAAUAAAAAUGAUGACGCCAAAGACUUAUCACUCAUAUUGGAUCGUCGGGUAUACAAGAGUUCAUGCUCAUUUUCUAAUGAAGACAAUAUUCAAAUCUCUUCUAACACAGAAGUGGAUAAGAAAACUACGUACCAAGAAAUGGAAGAUACUCGAUACAAAAAUGAUAAUAAAAUUAUAGCCAACUCUCAGAAAUCCGACUGUUCGCAUAGUAAUAAUGAAUUCGAUUUUAGCGAAGCUAUUGAAGAGAAUAUGCUGCUUGUGCUUGGUGAAGGAAGUGGUGUUGAAAAUAAUAUGGGGAAUAUGAAAAAAGAAAAAAGUUGCAUCUCAUCUAACAAUACAAGUACAGUAAUGGAUAUUUCACAAUCUAUAUCAUCAGAACGUAUGCUUGAAACAAGGAAAUCAAUUAUAUCAAUGUGUAAUGUGACAAAGCAAAUAGAGAGUGUUAAUAUUCAUUCGCUGAAUAAUAUAGCGAUAGAUUACACUCAAAUUAAUAAUUGCGAAGAAAAAGGUAAUAAAAGCAACCCACUAAACUAUGACGAUAGCUGCGAAAAAAAAACAAAACAUUCCGAAAUAGAAGAAGAACGUGUGAAAAUACUUCAAUUCCAUGAAAAUGAAUCCAAAUCAACGAAUAAUAAAAACAGCUGUAUAGAUGAGUUAUCGUUAAUAACUAAUAAUAGUUAUAUAAUUUCGCCAAAUAAAAAAAUGCUCAAUGAAUUAGAAUCAAAUCAUUUGAUUUUUGGGGGCAACGAUAAAGAAAGCAGUUCUAUAGAUAAUCAAUCUACCAUUGUGAACCAAAAAAGGAUUAAAAACAAAACAGAAACCGUUGAAGACGUGAAACCUUCCAGUCUCAUAAUUUGUACAUCAAAUUUGCCUACCAUUCGACAAUCCCGAAGAAUAGCACAGCAAAAAAUACGAGAGGAAACGAAUCGAAGAUUAAUUGAAGAAAAAAUGCUACGUGAGUUGAAAGCAGAAGCAAUAAAGAACAGAAUGAAUUCUUUGUCAUCAUAUAACGAUGACUUUAUAACAUCGGACGACGAAGAGAGUAAGAACUCAGGAACAAGGAUAAAAAGAAAAAUAAAUCAUAAACCCUGGAUGGCCUCAUCUUCAGAAACCAGCAGCGAAUCAGAACUUGAAGAAGAACCUGAAUUUUCAGACGAUUGUAAGUCAUCGAUGAAGUCUGAUCACGAGUUUUCUCCCGAGUCUGACGUAGAAACUGAAUGUAUAACUCCAAUCAAAAGAGCGAGAACUGUUCGAGUAGAAAGAUAUUUUGAUGACAAUACUGAUGGUUAUGACCCUAAUGUAGAUCAUUCAUGUCAAAAAUGUGGGAAAAUAGAUAAUCCUGAAUGGAUACUUCUUUGUGAUUCGUGCGAUAAAGGCUUUCACUGUUUCUGCUUGAUUCCAAUUAUAUUCAUUAUACCAGAAGGAGAUUGGUACUGUCCUGUAUGCCAGCAUAGUCAACUAAUAGCACAGCUCGAGAAAAAAAUUUUGCAAUAUGAUGAAAUUUGCAAGCAACUGGAUGAUGAAAACUCGAAUAAAAGCCAGCAAUUAGCUAAAAAUCUCGAAAAUAUUUCUAAUAAUAAUACAGGAAAAAAAAACCCUUCACAAAUGAACAACAUUUGUUUAUCAACCGUGAAGAAUUUUGCACGAAAACACUCAAAGGAUUCGGGAACAGAUUUUGAAGAUUACCAUACAUAUAAAUUAAGACGAAGAGGACAAAAUAAUUUCAAUUAUAGGUUUAAUGACUACGACGACUUGAUAAAUUCUGCCAUUAAUCAUGACGAAUAUAAUAAUAAAGGUAUAGAUCAGGUUUCGUGCGGUAAGGACAUAGGAAAUAUCCUUAAAUCCGAAACGAAGAUUAAAAGCAUUGUAAAUCGUUCUCAAAGUAUGUCUUCAAACAGUGAUAUUGAACAAUAUAAAAAAACUAAAUCAUUUAAAAAACGUAAAAAGUUAAAUAAUUUAGAUUCAACCUCGGAAGAUGACGGCUCUGAUGAAGACUUUAAUGAUGAAGUAACUGAAGAUGAAGAAAGUUUUUCGUUGACGGAAGACAGUGAAAGCUCUUUGGAAUUAUUAACCUUAACUAAAUUACGCUCUGUUACAAAGAAAGAUCACGAUAAAGAAUUUAUCAAUGAUGAAGAUGAUGAUGUUGACGAUGAUGAUGACGAUGAUGACAAUGGAGUUAGUAACCAAAAUUGUAAUAGAAUUAGAACAAGGCUUCAAAAGGCCAGUCGUAUAUUAGAAGAAUCCGACGAGUUUGAAGAGGAAGAACCAACAGAAAGUGAUGAUGUUGUAGACAGUGAAGACCUAUGCAAUGAUACCGAAACUGAUAGCAGUGAAUAUGACUGGGAAAAUCGAAUAAAUAAAUUCAAACCAGUUACACAUCAAUUACGCAAGGCAUCCAUUAAUAGAAGAAAAAAGAGAAUUAAACAAAAUAAAGAUACACUCUAUAAAAGCGGAAUUAAGAAAAAGACAGCGAUAAAUGGUACUGAUUCUGAUCGAUCAGAAAAUAAUUCAAACAACGCGAGUAAAAGACGCACUAGAGGAAGAAAAUUACACUUUAUUCUUGACGAUGAUUUUGAAAGUUCGGACGAUGGAAUAACUCCUGGAGUGUUACGACCAGAUACUCCACCGGAAGAGCGAGAGCGUUUCAUACAAAAACAAGAAGAAAUAAAACGUAUGUUGGCAGAAAAAAAUACUGCAGCGGCAAAAGCGCUUGCGACUCCGACAAUCAAACCAUUUUUUGAAACAUGUGAAAGGAACAAAACAUUGUCGAUUGUACCACCACAAGUAAUAGAAAGCGCAAAAGUUCUUGACAUCGAUUAUUUAAAAACUCCUAAACAUCCGGACUUCGGAGGCUUUGAAGGUGGAUUGGCAGUAGACUUUGCUGAUACAGAAGAUGUAAACGAGGAUGACCUUGCUAAAAUGAUGGAAGAUGAAGAUUUUGCUCAGCAUCAGAUAAAAUCGAAAGAUGGCACUACUGUGUGUAAAAAUAAUGUUACUGAACCAUCAUUGAAAAGAAAAAUGAAAGACUUCAAUAACAUUGAUCCUAUUGAAAUCACUAGUAGACCCGAUAAAAAAAUACUAUUGCUCGAUAAAUUUUACGGAAAUGACUCGAGCAAUGAGCCGAUUGUGGAAAAACCUGUUAUAUCUGAACAUGCUCAUGGCACUGAUACUGUAACAUUAACCAAUUUAAUUCCUAAUUUUCCUAAAACAACAUUAAACAGUUCGAAGUCCUCCAGUUUACUACAACAAAUGAAACAACAAGCAAUUCCUUUACAAGAUUGUGAAGAACCAAUUGCAUCUAUAUUGGGAGCAAAUACAUAUGCAUCCAUGAUACAAUCUGUACAAGAAAAGCUAAUAGCAGAUAAAUCAACAGGAUCGUUAGUUAUGGAAAUAUCCGAAACUACGAAUAGCACUGAUGUAAUAAAAAGGAGGAGAAGAAAAAAGAUAACACCUUUGCGAGGAGACAUGCAUACAACAAAAGAAUGUCAACAAGAACCAAAAAGAUUACACUGUCACAUUUCUUCAAUUAAUCAAAUUUCGAAAAAUACUUCGCAUGCCUAUAUAAAAUCUGAAACUAUCACGAAUACCAACACACUACAUUUUUCCAAUUCGCAACCUUUCAUAAUGCAGCAUCAUUACGACGGUACUUCGAACAUUGAUACGACACUCUACACAUCACUCCUGCCGAGUCUGCAGACUGGUCGAUCUACGCAUAGUUCAUUUGAGAUUUUACAACCUGUCAACACUGAAGAGUUUGCAAUGGAACAAAUAAUUGGAACAACACAAACAUUCAACUCUAGUGAAACUGAUUCUGAAAGCAUUAGCGAGUUCAGUGGUCUUGUUAGUUAUUUCAGUUCUCAGCGAAAUGAAUUAAAUGAUUGAAAAUAGCAUGAUUAAAAAAUUUUUACAUCACAA
Messenger RNA from Malaya genurostris, 4119 nucleotides. RefSeq names its product protein PFC0760c. The coding region runs from base 136 to 4086 and encodes 1316 amino acids. Gene Ontology annotation, cellular component: RSF complex. The record is from RefSeq and is a predicted model, not a curated record. The transcript has 4 exons. Gene Ontology annotation, biological process: regulation of DNA-templated transcription. NCBI's taxonomy places the organism in Eukaryota, Metazoa, Arthropoda, Insecta, Diptera, Culicidae.